GGACACCACACCAGAAAAUAGACACCUCAAACGUCGACAAGGAGAGAACCGAUUGAGUCCGAAUCAAAGAUGUAUAGCUCUCCAUGGCCUUGCGUUAACUGGGCGUAUGGUACGGCGGAGAGGGAGGGGUGGUGGGGCCCGCCGAGCGCGACCAUUGAUUGGUGUGAGGAGAAUUAUGUGAUUUCGUCGUUUAUUGCGGAGUUUAUCAAUACCACUACAAAUCUUGGGUUUAUGGUCCUCGCUCUUUUCCUGAUUGUGAACACCAUCAAGCAAGGUCAUGAAACACGAAUGAUCAUCACGGCACUGGGUUUCAUGCUCGUCGGUCUGGGCUCCUUUCUGUUCCAUGCGUCGCUAUUAUACAAGUACCAGCUCCUCGAUGAGUUACCGAUGGUGUACAGUACAUGCAUUCAAGUCUGGUCAGUAUUCGAAUACGAGACCUCAAAGACCGUCAGUGUCUUGAUCGGCCUAGGAGUCUUCGCAAUUGCUGCGAUCGUUACUUUCGUCUACCUGAUCAUCCUCGACCCAAUGUUCCACCAAGUUGCAUAUGCCGCGCUGUCAGUUGCGGUUCUGGGCCGUAGUAUUUGGCAAAUGUAUAAGGAGGUCAAGCCAGCCAAGUCACGGAAGGAAUUGUUGAGAAUGGUUGUUACUGGAAUCUCUUCUUUUCUUUUUGGAUUCCUUUUGUGGAACAUCGACAAUGAAGCUUGCUCGACGUUGAGGAGUUGGCGCCACGUCGUUGGUAUCCCUUGGGGUUUCUUGCUUGAGCUCCACGGAUGGUGGCACAUCUUCACCGGCCUCGGUGUGUACUACUACAUCGUCUUUCUCGAGUACCUCCGCAUUCACCUCCUCGGCACCCAAGAUCAAUUUGCCUGUAUAUGGAGUAUCGGCGGUAUCAUCCCCCACGUCGACCGCAUCAAGCCAAAGCCAACCAAAUCCACGGCAAACGGCUUCAUUGCCAAUGGCCAUGUAUCAAACGGUCAUGCGAAGGCGAGGACCACACAGUCGGAGACACGGACUCCGCAAACACGGAGUAGGACAAGGAAGGCUUAAGACGGAUGGUUAUGGGUCUCUGACGUUCUCUUUUUGCAUAUGGUAUAGAGCUUGACUCGAGGAGGUUAUGUGCAGCUUGUUUCGUGUGUUCGGCAUU
Messenger RNA from Saitoella complicata NRRL Y-17804, 1144 nucleotides. Its product is annotated as putative alkaline dihydroceramidase Ydc1. Gene Ontology annotation, cellular component: endoplasmic reticulum membrane. NCBI's taxonomy places the organism in Eukaryota, Fungi, Ascomycota, Saitoellomycetes, Saitoellales, Saitoellaceae. The coding region runs from base 70 to 1047 and encodes 325 amino acids. Gene Ontology annotation, biological process: ceramide biosynthetic process; ceramide catabolic process. The transcript is spliced from 3 exons. The record is from RefSeq and is a predicted model, not a curated record.